AGAAACAAAACAGCUGUACCCAUUGACGUGCAGCAAAACCCAAACACUAAGCACAGCUGCUAGCCAAAGAAGCAUAGUAAAGAAAGAGGCGCAGGCCUAGCGUUAGAGAAAUUAUUUUGUUACAUUUGUUUUUAAGGAGGCCUCGGAACUUAGACGAGUUUUGUUUGGUUCUUGCUUUUGCGUCUGUUGUAGGUGAAGUCAGCUGGGCUUGUCUCAUGAUAUUACUGAAAACUGUCCAAAAGGUAUGCUAUAAUGGUCAAGUAACGCUAGCUAGCCUAGCUUAGCUGCACAAUCGUCUCUGUACCACAGGGCGUAAUUUGAGUGCGCAGAGGUUGUUUUGAUGUGCGAGAGGUCAAGGCAGGAGGCACCAUGAGUGCGGAGAUGGAUGCUCUGACUGUGGUGAACCAGCUGCGAGAUCUUGCUGCAGACCCCCUCAACCGAAGAGCCAUCGUAGAGGACCAAGGCUGUCUGCCAGGUCUCAUCCUUUUUUUGGAUCACCCCAACCCACAGGUCGUCUACUCCGCACUAUUGGCCGUGCGCUACCUGGCAGAAUGUCGAGCCAACAGGGAGAAGAUGAAGGGCGAGCUGGGCAUGAUGCUGAGUUUGCAGAAUGUCAUGCAGAAGAGCACAUCACCUGGGGAGACCAAACUGCUGGCCUCUGAGAUCUAUGAGAUUUUGCAGUCGGCAGGUAAAGAAGAGGCCGAGCAGGCCGAGGCGGCAGCUGCCUCCUGCAAGCGUAAAGCCCACUUCUUCCUGGGAUCCAACAACAAGAGGGCCAAAACUGUGGUGCUGCACAUCGAUGGACUGGAUGACCCCAGCCGAAGGAGCCUCUGCGAGGAGGCGUUGCUGAAGAUUCGGGGAGUCAUCAGCUUCACUUUCCAGAUGGCUGUCAAGAGAUGUGUUGUCAGGAUCCGCUCCGACCUUAAAGCUGAGGCGCUGGGCACAGCCAUCAACUCCACCAAAGUAAUGAAGGCUCAGCAGGUGGUGAAGACAGACGAUGGAGCAGAGCUGAUGGUGCCGUUCCAGGAGGACUCUGCAGUGCUGGUGGAGGAGAACACGGACAUCCCGGACUACCUGCCUGAGGAGGAGAGUCCGUCCCAGGAGCAGGACAAGGCCGUCACGCGUGUAGGCUCCAUCACGGACGGCAUGGGCUGGAUCAGCACGGCCGCCAACUUCCUGACACGCUCCUUUUACUGGUGACCACUUCCUGUGUUUCCCUCUGCGCUCCCUGUUUUCUUUUAAGCACCAUCCAGCUGCAGCCUUAGCGUCUCUCAGCCUUGUCCCGGAUCACUAGUCUCGACUUCCCCUUUGCAGAGCACACAGACAUGGCCACGCGUGUGCAGCAAGCGCUGGACUGCCAAGUGGAACCUGCAAUAACUUAAACUUGUGUAUAUAUACUGAGCUACAAAUCCCACUACUGGCUGUGUGUGCACAACUAUAUAGUAGCUGCAUAUGCAUCUCACAAGGCGUAGACAGAGGACUUUAAAUCAGCCGAAACCAAAUAACAUUCUGGAAACGUGAAUCGCGUUGACGGAGUGGCAGGCGUAUUUAAUUGUCCUGAGGCUGACUGUGAAUAUGUAGAAAAUUGGGAGUUUCCUUUUUUGUGCAUGAUUUUUGGUUGCUUUCCUCCUGAUGUCUAUUCUCAAUGAUUGUCCUUUUACUAUAUAUAUUUCAUGUUUCAUCCUUUAAUUUUCUAAUUAAGAUGUUUCUUUUCUCCUUUUUCUUUUAUUAGCAUGCAUGUGCCAAUCUUGCCUGAUGCCUAGAUCUGUGAUUGUGUGUGUGCCUUUUUGACAUUUUAAUUUAAUGUUAUUUUGUCAUUAUUCAUUCAGAUGUUUUGAGAGGUCCGAGCAUGUCAGAGUUAACGUUUUGCCUUUUAGCUAGCGGAGGUACGUCGUGUCAGUAGACACCAGCAAGAGGCCGCGGCUCAUUCAGCCACCGGCUCAUUUGACUGUUGCAUACUGCAAGAAGUGAUUAGUUACUUGGGUGAGUGAUGUUAGCAGCCCUCACACAAAUCAGGACUGCUCUGGUUAUGCCACAAUGCAGGAACAAACAAAACCCGAGUUCCGCAGUGGCCGUUGAAAUGACCGACAGCUCCUUGUGUUAUUUGCACAGACUUUAGGCUACCUCUGCUUUCAGCCUUCUAUCUCACAUUAGCAUUAAAGUCUUCUGUAGUUUUAGUAAGAUGAGCAUGCAGAAGACAAACACGUUACGCUGCCUGCUUGUCAAGUACUUCCCCUGUGUUACCUGGACUCCAGAGUCCCACAUACAUUUUACAGUAUUGUAGCUCCCGCCUGUUCAGUUCAGUUUUCGGUUUAGCCAGCAGUGUCCUUAAAGCAAAGAUCAUGUUGGUGCACACUCACUCACACAUGCAGAGGAUUCAACUAAUGCUGCCAUAUGAGCAGCAAUGGUAUACUGGAACACGGAUGUGGUUAUGUAUAUUUUGUAAAUGGUGCCUGAUUCCCUAAAAUGUCAGAUCUCACAUGUGAAGGAUUUUUUUUCCUAAUAACAAUUUUCAUUUUUAAUAUCAGAAAACAGGAUGAGAGGACGUAGCAGCUAAUGCUAACGCUCUUAGUGAGUUUGCUCCUUGACUUACAACCCCAUGACUCAAACCAGGUUUCUUUAUAGUCUCCUCUGACUUGUCUGAGUGUCAUUAGGAAUUAUUAUAUACAGUGCUGACUGAGCGACUUAUAUUGUUCUGAUGGUGGGGAGACGUCACAGUUGGUUGAGGUCAAACAGAUAGAGGGAUGGCACAGAAUGAUCUCAAGCUGAAUUGAUGGUGGCUCUUUUAUGGAAAAGCAAUAAUAUUUUUUGCAUUAAAUGUGAUUAUUGAUCUCCACCAUCCUUCAAAGUAAUGUUUUUGAAUAAAAGGUGUUAGUCACAAGUUACGAUCAUCAUCAGUAUUAAAAUUUCUUCCUUAUUUGUCCUUUUUGCACAGAUCUAAUCUUAAAUUGCGUCAUGUAAUUUAAGUUUUGUUAUUUGGUGUCUCGGCUCAUUUUGCAAAGAACUACUUGAACUUUGUUUCUUAGAGGACUGUCCUUAUGUGUUGAUAAACAUGUAAAAUUCCCUUAACUGUUAGAUUAAACACGUGAACGGUUGACAAAUAAAUAAAUAAAUAAAUCACAUAAACUCAGAAAUGUAACUUCAUGCGUACAGACUUCAUGUGUCUGUCAUCAAAUGUAAGACAAUGUAAUCCAGAUCUUAAAACUGUAGAUUCUCAUACACUGCAAAUGAUGAUAAACUUUAAAUCAAAA
Molecule: messenger RNA, 3251 nt
Organism: Scatophagus argus
Lineage: Eukaryota; Metazoa; Chordata; Actinopteri; Scatophagidae
Gene: armc1
Product: armadillo repeat containing 1
Exons: 7
Coding region: 370-1200 (276 amino acids)
Molecular function (GO): protein binding; metal ion binding
Source: RefSeq, a predicted model, not a curated record